UCUCUCAUCAAAAUGAACCCGGUUCAACAACACCAACACGCCAUGUUCGGUCCACCCGAAACACCAAGAGAACCAAUGGAGUUCUUAUCCCGUUCAUGGAGUCUAUCAGCUCUAGAAGUUUCCAAAUCUCUAUCAUCAUCAUCAACUCAACUCCUAGUCAAAGCCAUGACCGAUGCCGGAGCUAUGAUCGGAAAUUCAUCUCAUUCCAUCCCUGAAGAAGACAUCACCGGAGAAACAGAAGAAACCCUAUCCGUUUCUGCAAACCCUUUCUCUUUCGCCUCCUCAGAAACUUGCCAACUAGUUAUGGAACGCAUAAUGUCAUCACAAUCUCAGGAUGUUUCUUCACCUCGUACUUCCGGUAGACUUUCUCAUAGUAGUGGACCUUUGAACGGCUCUUUAACGGAUAGUCCUCCUGUUUCUCCGCCGGAGUUAGUCGACGAUAAUAAGUUCUGUCGUCUCAACAACCAGGUGAAUAACAACUACAGAUUUGCUCCGGCGCCGGCCACCGGCGCCGUCGCCGUCGUCGGAGGUGGGAAGACGGUGGGAAGAUGGCUUAAGGAUAGGAGAGAGAAGAAGAAGGAAGAGACUAGGGCACAGAAUGCGCAACUUCACGCGGCUAUUUCUGUUGCAGGAUUGGCUGCUGCAGUUGCUGCGAUCGCAGCUGCUACAGCGGCUUCAUCUGGGUCUGGAAAGGAUGAGUUAAUGGCGAAGACUGAUAUGGCUAUGGCUAUGGCUUCUGCUGCUACGUUAGUCGCAGCUCAAUGUGUUGAAUCUGCGGAAGCCAUGGGAGCAGAACGUGAACAUCUUACUUCUGUUAUUAUCUCUGCUGUUAAUGUUCGAUCUGCUGGUGAUAUCAUGACUUUAACUGCUGCUGCUGCAACAGCAUUGCGUGGGGCGGCUACAUUGAAGGCUAGAGCUUUGAAGGAAGUUCGUAGUAUAACUACUUCUGCUAUUCCAAUUGACAAAGCACGGGGAGGAAGAAGAAGUGGGGGUGUUGGUGAUGAAAAUGGGAGUAAUGGGAGUUCUAAUGGGAGUUUCAGUGGUGAAUUGUUAACACCUGAAGAGAAUUUUCUUGGCAUUUGUAGUAGAGAAAUGCUAGCUAGAGGUUCAGAGCUUCUUAAACGAACCCGCCAAGGUGAUCUUCAUUGGAAGAUAGUCUCUGUUUACAUCAAUAAACUUGGUCAGGUUAUUCUGAAGAUGAAGAGCAGAAUUGUUGCUGGGACCAUGACCAAAAAGAAAAAGAAUGUGGUGUUAGAAGUGAUGAAAGAUAUUCCUGCCUGGCCCGGUCGCCACUUACUCGAAGGAGGUGAUGAUCGACAUUAUUUCGCACUAAGGACUGUUGCUAGAGGAGUUGUGGAAUUCGAGUGUAGAAACCAAAGGGAAUACGAGGUUUGGACUCAAGGUGUGUCGAGGCUUCUAGCAAUUGCAGCUGAAAAAAAGACUAAUUCGCGAAAAAGUUGAGUUGGGUGAGUUUGUUUCUUUCUUGGAUUAGUGGUGUAAUGACUUACUAUUAUUGUAAAAAAAAAAUGUUGGUGGGAAAUUUGAUGGAGGGACCUAGAUGGUUGGCUUUUUGUGUAUGUGUAAAAACUGUUAAAGUGGGAAUUUGUAUGAAAGAAUUUAAGAAAAAGGAAGGAAAGCCAUGUGAUUGAUCUAUAUUAGUCUUAUAAUUGUUUAGUGUGAAAGAGAAGGGUAGGGUUAUAUCCAUGGAUUUGGGGCAGUCAAAGAGAGUGAGAGUUCAAUAAAGCUAAAAGAGACAUAUCUCCUGGGAUUGUGUGUACUUUAGUGAAGAGAAUGUCUUUCCUUAUUUUAAUUGUCAUUUUGAAACCAGUCAAGUUUUCUUAUUGGGUGAUUAUGGUUUGUCUUUA
Molecule: messenger RNA, 1865 nt
Organism: Impatiens glandulifera
Lineage: Eukaryota; Viridiplantae; Streptophyta; Magnoliopsida; Ericales; Balsaminaceae
Product: VAN3-binding protein-like
Exons: 7
Coding region: 13-1461 (482 amino acids)
Biological process (GO): phloem or xylem histogenesis; leaf vascular tissue pattern formation; auxin-activated signaling pathway
Source: RefSeq, a predicted model, not a curated record